This is a messenger RNA of Galeopterus variegatus (Sunda flying lemur), 2610 nucleotides long. RefSeq names its product G protein-coupled receptor 107 (gene GPR107). The record is from RefSeq and is a predicted model, not a curated record. The transcript has 18 exons. Bases 18 to 1688 code for a protein of 556 amino acids. Gene Ontology annotation, biological process: clathrin-dependent endocytosis. Gene Ontology annotation, cellular component: clathrin-coated vesicle; membrane; Golgi apparatus. NCBI's taxonomy places the organism in Eukaryota, Metazoa, Chordata, Mammalia, Dermoptera, Cynocephalidae. Gene Ontology annotation, molecular function: clathrin heavy chain binding.
GUGAUGCUGGAGCAAACAUGGCCGCCCCGGCGCCCGUUGGGCCCUCGGGCUCCCGCUGUCGUCGGCUGGCCGCGGGCCUGCGGCUGCUCCCGAUACUGGGGUUGCUGCAGCUGCUGGCCGAACCGGGUCUGGGCCGCGUUCACCACCUGGCACUCAAGGAUGAUGUGAGGCAUAAGGUUCAUCUGAACACCUUUGGAUUCUUCAAGGAUGGGUAUAUGGUGGUUAAUGUCAGUAGCCUCUCAGUGCAUGAGCCCGAAGGAGCCACACACAAGGAUGCAACUAUUGGAUUCAGCCUAGACCGUACGAAGAAUGAUGGCUUUUCUUCUUACCUGGAUGAAGAUGUGAAUUACUGUAUUUUACAGAAAAAGGCUGUCUCUGUCACCCUUCUAAUCCUAGACAUCUCCAGAAGUGAAGUACUAAUAAGGUCUCCACCAGAAGCCGGUACCCAGUUACCAAAGAUCAUCUUCAGCAAGGAUGAGAAAGUCCUUGGUCAGAGCCAGGAGCCUAAUGUUAACCCUGUUUUAGCAGACAACCAGACUCAGAAAAAACAAGAGAGUGGAAAGUCUAAAAGAAGUACAGUGGAUUCAAAGGCAAUGGGAGAGAAAUCCUUUUCUGUUCAUAAUAAUGAUGGGAAAGUUUCAUUUCAGUUUUUCUUUAACAUCAGCACUGAUGACCAAGAAGGCCUUUAUAGUCUUUAUUUUCAUAAAUGCCUUCGAAAGGAAUUGCGGCCUGGUGACAAGUACUCAUUCAGCCUUGAUAUUGAUAUCACAGAGAAGAAUCCUGACAGCUAUCUCUCAGCAGGAGAAAUUCCUCUCCCCAAAUUAUACAUUUCUAUGGCCUUUUUCUUCUUCGUUUCUGGGACCAUCUGGAUUCACAUCCUUCGAAAACGAAGGAAUGAUGUGUUUAAAAUUCACUGGUUGAUGGCAGCACUUCCUUUCACCAAGUCUCUUUCCUUGGUGUUCCAUGCAAUCGACUACCACUACAUCUCCUCCCAGGGCUUUCCGAUUGAAGGUUGGGCUGUUGUGUACUACAUAACUCACCUUUUGAAAGGGGCGCUACUGUUCAUCACCAUUGCUCUCAUUGGUACUGGCUGGGCUUUCAUUAAGCACAUCCUUUCCGAUAAAGACAAAAGGAUCUUCAUGAUUGUCAUCCCACUCCAGGUCCUGGCAAAUGUGGCCUAUAUCAUCAUAGAGUCCACUGAGGAGGGCACCACUGAGUAUGGCUUGUGGAAGGAUUCUCUCUUUCUGGUUGACCUGCUGUGCUGCGGAGCCAUCCUCUUCCCAGUGGUGUGGUCAAUUAGACAUUUACAAGAAGCAUCAGCAACAGAUGGAAAAGCUGCUAUUAACUUAGCAAAGCUGAAACUUUUCAGACAUUAUUACGUCUUGAUUGUGUGUUACAUAUACUUCACCAGGAUCAUUGCAUUUCUCCUAAAGCUUGCUGUUCCGUUCCAGUGGAAGUGGCUCUACCAGCUCCUGAAUGAAAUGGCCACGCUGGUAUUCUUUGUUCUAACGGGGUAUAAAUUCCGUCCAGCUUCAGAUAACCCCUACCUACAACUUUCUCAGGAAGAAGAUGACUUGGAAAUGGAAUCUGUAGUGACAACGUUAGGGGUGAUGGAGAAUAUGAAGAAAGUCAAGAAGGUGACCAAUGGCUCUGUGGAGCCUCAGGGUGACUGGGAAGGCACCGUGUGAUGGAGCCAGCCUGAGGAGGACGCUGUCAAAGGAGACUUUUAAUUUAUUAACAGUCUAUUGGUGAGCAAGAGCAGUUCCCGACAGUGAACUAACUAUCGGCACCUCCCAGCAGUGACACCACAGAGCACAUGGCUGGGAGCAAAGUGCCACGGAAACCUAAUUUUGUAUUCUCUUUUGUGGAAACUGGAUUUAGCUGGUUAUAGGCAGCUAGAAUUCUCCUUCAGGUGGGCAUGGUGGGGAGGGAGCAUAGAGGAGAGGGAGGAGGACAGAAGGAGGAAUUUAUUUUUAAUUUAAAUUUUUUUACAAUUGGGAGCUCUGAGGUAUCUGCAGCCAUGAUCCCAAGUGUGUUGUGGCAUAGAAAGGGGUGUUGGUGGUGGGGAGGUGGGUGGGAGGCAUGUGUCUGCUGCCAGUCACAGUACGGGAGCAGGGCUUUGUGAAAGGGUCACAUGUCUACUGAUGAUACAGGGACUACAAAGGAGGGAAAGGGACAGUCUCAUUACACCUUUGGGAGACAAAAAUGAAUGAAAUUAGGUUAAUCUAGAAAGCAAAGUCAAAACCCAACUUAGUGUGUAGCACCUGCCCCAGGAUUCCUAGCCCUGAAUUUUGCCUCAGACCUUUAUUUCAGAUUCUAAAAGUGAUCAGGAACCAACAGCUCUAGAGGCCCAGUAGUCUUCUUUCUAAAAGGGCUCUGUCCUCUGAGGGCUGUAAUGUCACUGUCAAGGUCGUGGCCCUGGAACACAGUCCAGCUGGUGGGAAAUGGGUUUCUUGAUUGAGGUGUAUUCUACGUUGCUUAAGGGAUGGGAAGAAGUGUAUGUGUAUGUUACAGGUCAAAAAGCAUCCUCCUAUAGGAUUUCCCUGCACAUCUGGCUCUCCUAGCUGUCCAGAGCAGCACUGUCUUUCCUUUUUUUUUUUUUUUUUUUUU